AUGGAUCUAAUUAGAAACAAGCGCUAUGCUUCCGCACAGCCAGAACAAGACCGGGAGCGUCUGCUUAAGGCAGCCGGCUCCGCCCCUCCCCCCACAACCGCCACAUCCUCCUCACCAAGCCGAACCUCUCUGAUACUCAACAGGGUGCAGGCGCUGCAUGCACGUGCCGCCGCGAUGCACUCUCCAGCCCUGGCUUUUGCAGCAGCGUCCUCAGAGGCGGCAGCUUCAGCACCGCUGCCAGGGCCGCUGCUGUUGUGCGACUCACCUCCGGGCUCACCCUUGAUGAUGCCCCACACUGACCGUACAACCGACUUCGCAACGGCGACAACAGGAACCCCGAGCCAUUCUCCCAACUUGGCCCGCGAUAAUUCCGAUGGGCUGGGUGGUGGCAGGGGUGAGCAGCUGCGCCAAGGCAGCAGCCAGAAGCCGCCGUCGGCUGUCCUGAGCAGCAGCAGCGCGGCGCCGCUAGGCGGUGGUGAUGGCAACGGCGCGGACGCUCCAUGUUCCGCUGAUGCUGGUGGCGUCAAUGCAGCAGUGCCGGGGGGCACCGCCGGGGGCCGACUUGCAUGGCCAUUAGAGAAUGGCUGCGGCAGCGGAGGCAAUCCGGAUGUCGGAGGCAGUGGCGGGGGCCUCCUGCUGUCCGUGUCUUCGCUGCCGCAGCCGCCGAACCCCUUCGGAAUCACCGCCCUCUCGCCCUCUUCCCCUCGUGAUCGACCCGGUUCCGGUUUCGGUUCCGGUCCUCCGGACAGCUCCCGGCGCUCCUCCCACGCGGCCGAAGGCGGCUCCCCACCUCCCAACACCUCCUCGAGGUCCGCCACCUUCCUAACCAUCUUCAACCAACUUGCCAACGGCAACCACCACCCCAACAACCCUAGUUACAACAAAUCCAAUCCCAAUCCCGUACACCACAUCACCCUCAGCCCCCAGCUUGAAGGCCGAACCGCUGCACCCAUGGGUGUUGCAAGGCUUCGCUCGCCGGGAACAGGUUCCGGAACUGGCGGGGUUGGUGGCGGGGGCGCCAUUGCAGCCGUUGCAGCCGCCACGUCGCCAAGUACUCUGUACGAGAUUGUGCCGGAUCACCACUCAUGGCCGGCCGCUGCGGCUGCCGCCGUCCCGCUCGGCAGCCGCGUGUCUCGCGCCAUUGCCGGCAUCUUGCCAUCAGGCAACCCGGGCACUUUCAAUUUGCGGAUGGAGGAGCGAAUCGACAAGCAAGUCCCGAGUGUGCUCAUGUCCCGGUGGUCCCCCUGCCUCCUGGUGCCUCCUGGUGCGGCUGCGGGUGCGGCUGCGGGUGCUGCUUUGCAGGUCCUGAACGAGGGGCAGGCGGCCAAGGCGACCCCACGAACCAAGUCCCCUUCGCCAGCACCGCCUAAUCCCACCGUCAUCAAGAUGCUGCACAGUCUGUCGUACUUGGCAUCCAAAGAAGCCUGUCGUACACUGGCGGCGGGUUCGCGGCCGGAGGGCCGGUACGGAUCUGAAUCUGGAUCUCGUGCUGCCACUACUCGGCAAUUUGGAUUCACGAGCAGCAGCUCCCCGAGUACCGCGGCCGCUCGGAUGAUGAGGCAGCAGUGA
Volvox carteri f. nagariensis is the source of this 1569-nucleotide messenger RNA. RefSeq lists its product as uncharacterized. The transcript has 8 exons. The record is from RefSeq and is a predicted model, not a curated record. The coding region runs from base 1 to 1569 and encodes 522 amino acids. Lineage: Eukaryota; Viridiplantae; Chlorophyta; Chlorophyceae; Chlamydomonadales; Volvocaceae.